Molecule: messenger RNA, 4877 nt
Organism: Notolabrus celidotus (New Zealand spotty)
Lineage: Eukaryota; Metazoa; Chordata; Actinopteri; Labriformes; Labridae
Gene: sstr5
Product: somatostatin-like receptor F_48D10.1
Exons: 6
Coding region: 908-2329 (473 amino acids)
Biological process (GO): cellular response to glucocorticoid stimulus; neuropeptide signaling pathway; regulation of insulin secretion
Cellular component (GO): membrane; neuron projection
Molecular function (GO): somatostatin receptor activity; neuropeptide binding
Source: RefSeq, a predicted model, not a curated record
UAUUUGAUUCAUAUUAGUGUAUUGUCACUACAAACACAUUUAAAGAGUCGUGUGGGAAGAAAGUUGGAUUGGAAGGAGAAGCGGCUCGAUGCUUGUCAAGCGUUCUGCUCAGCACCACGGAGAGAGAAGGACUGCGCGCUCGGACAGCAGCUCAUCCAUCGAUAUGAGAGAACUGUUCCGGAAUCCGAGGAGUUUGGGCCGAGAGAUUUAAUAUUUUUAACAUGAACACACCAGGAUUUGGACUUCUUCUCUGCUCGUCAAGUACCCUGAUGUGGUUUUAUUCUCUGGUACAUCUUCAUUGACGUACUUUCGUGGCGCAAUAUGUGGAAAGAUACGCCGUGCGGAUAAGCCAUGGUAAAGGUGCCAGCGGAACCCCGCUUUACGCACGGCGCAGAGGAUGACAGUGAGUCUACACUGAGAGGUCAGUGAUCUCUUUAAAGUGGCGGACAGGAUUUUUUAACUGCAGUUAAUGAUCAGCGACGGCUCGUAGUGCGUAACUACGGACACCACGUGUUGGGAACUCAUCAGAAGGAUCAAAACAUGUCCACUUUUCCUCGGAGUUGCCUUCUUAGUAGUUUAGAGUGAGAAACAAACACACGAGCUGUUUCCGAUGGAAAAGUGAGAAGUCUGAGUGAACUCAGCUAGAGCGCGAAGUUGAAUGCCUGCUGAAUCUUUCUCAGUAGAGCGCACAAACAUAAAGUGACAGACAGCAAGAAUAACCUCAAAUCAGAAAAGGAGAAUACAGUUUCUCUAAAUGUUCAUUUGAUGUGACAGCUAUUUCUCCUCCUGCUGCUGAUUCAGAGGAAGAUUUGCCAAACAUGACACAAGUGAGAUCUGUUCUCUAAUUUUGAGCCAACAUACCUUCAUCCUUGAAUCUGUUGCACAGACUCCCUAUCUCAAACUCACAAUGGAGCCUUUGGACCAGAACCACUGGUUUCCCUUUCUUUCAGACCUGAACUCCACCUUUUCAGCAACACCUUCCUCCUUCCUCCUAUCCUACCCUCGUCUCUUCAACAUCUCCUCCAACAUAUCCACGCAGAGUAUUCCCUUCCAUGGCAGCAGCACCCUCAUGACGGCCAUUAUCUCCCUCACAGUCUUCAUGGUGGGUCUGAUCGGCAACACUCUGGCCAUCUAUGUGGUGCUGCGCUACGCCAAAAUGAAGACCGUCACCAACAUCUACAUCCUGAACCUGGCUGUGGCUGAUGAACUCUACAUCCUCGGCCUGCCCUUCCUCACCACACAGAACGUGCUGUCUUAUUGGCCGUUUGGCUCCUUCAUGUGUCGUGUGGUCAUGACGGCGGACUCCAUGAACCAGUUCACGUCAAUUUUCUGCCUGACAGUCAUGUCCAUCGACCGAUACCUGGCUGUGGUUCAUCCAAUCCGCAGCACCAAGUGGAGACACCCAAGGGUGGCCAAGGUGGUGAGCGCAGCUGUGUGGGCGGUGUCCUUCGUGGUGGUCCUGCCUGUAGUCAUCUUCUCUGAUGUUCAGGAGACAUUUAACUCCUGCAAUAUGAUCUGGCCCGAGCCAAAGAACGUGUGGUCGACGGCCUUCAUCCUCUACACUGCCACGGUGGGCUUCUUUGGACCGCUGCUCAUCAUCUGCCUCUGCUACCUGCUCAUCGUUAUCAAGGUGAAGUCCUCGGGGGCGCGGGCAGGCUUCACCAAACGACGGCGAUCAGAGCGUAAAGUGACAAGGAUGGUGGUGGUGAUCGUUGUGGUGUUCGUGCUCUGCUGGCUGCCGUUCUUCAUCAUCAACAUGAUCAACCUGGUGGUCAUCAUCCCGGAGUCCAGUGCCACGGCAGGCAUCUACUUCUUUGCUGUCAUCCUGUCCUACGCUAACUCCUGUGCCAACCCGGUGCUCUACGGGUUCCUGUCGGAGAACUUCAAACAGAGCUUUACAAAAGUGCUAUGUAUCAGGAGUAUGCGGUGUAAAUCCCCUGAUGUAGACGAUGGAAACCCCAGCAAUCCUCGGACUGAAAGAACCACGGCACACGACUGUGUCCUGCUCUCCCCUCGUAACCAGAUAUAUCAGGACCCACAGAGCAGCCAGAUCUCUCCUCAGCCUCCUGGCUCACCUACCUCACACACAGCCACCUCUCUAUCUGCCUUCCCUGGAAUCAGACCCACCACCACCACCACCGCCGCCGCCGCCGCCGCCGCCAACGCCGCCACCGCCGCCACCGCCGCCACCGCCGCCACCGCCGCCACCGCCGCCACCGCCGCCACCGCUGCCACCACCGCCUCUGUAACCUCUACAGCAGCAUCCAUGGUAACCUCCAUGGCGGAACUUCCCACCGUCACUGCCCUGACGACCCCCUCCUUGUCUUAACCUAUAGCUCCACUGCGAGAGUAGCCGACAGUCAUCAGGUGUUUCAGACAGCGAAAAGAUAACCUGAUAUAUAAAAACUAAGAUGUCAGAGCUGAGCGGCUGAAUUGACCAAUAUAAUCUUGGUUCUGCAUUGCACCACUUAUGUCCCCUAUGUAUCUGCACCUGUUGAACCACAAGCUGUUAUCAGACUCCAUUUUUGUUUCCAUUCAGCUAUCUAACAUAAGUGCCUUUUCAGCGCCUCACAGCAACUCUCACAGGACCUAAAUGAACUCAUAGGAACAUUGACUCUUUUCUUCUCUCACAUCCUGCCACAUAGCUAGGGCUGGGUGAUAAAAUGAUAAUGAUAAUUAUGGUGAUAUAUUUUUUUCUUGAUGGAAGUAUAAGAAAUGUUUGUUAAAAAAUGUAUAUAGUAUUUAAACCAGUAAUUGAAUCCCCCAAUCACUGGAGAGGGAGGGAGCACCAAUGUGCCUUAAACGCUAGUUGCCACUCAGCAUUAAAGAGAAGAAGAUGUUAACGAACAGCCAAUCCUGUCGCAGGGCAAGCAGUAGGCAUGCUAACAGACUUUAGGAUGCUUUGUUUGGGCGUUAACCUGGCUCAUGCAUACCAGUAAUCGAUUUUUUUUCACCAGUAGUACAAAUGGCCCGUUUUCAUCGCUAAUAGCUGGCAGGCAAUCUACACACUAAAUCUCAUCUUAAAGAAAGAACAUGCUUCCUAUUUGCAUCUUAGAUAAUUAUGGAUUAAAGAAGCUUAUCAGAGAACAAUUUUAUAUUUAUUGUGAUAACUAUCGAUAUUGACUGAUAUGAAAAACCUUAUUGUAAUAACAUCUUUUUCAAUAUCGCCCAGCCCUACACACAACAUGAGGAAAAGGAAGAUGGACUUGUGCUUAUGUAGCGCUUUUCUGCUCUUUUUAGUUCUUACAACGCUCGUCACAUUCACCCAUUCACACACCGACAGCAGGGGACCAUCAUUAUUAAGUCAUUCCACUCAUACGCACUCACUCACUCAAUCACUCACCUGGAGCCAUAUGGGAGUCAUUGUCUUACCUAAGGACACUUCAUCUGACCGCAGGAGCUGGGAUCAACCCGCCAACCUCCCAACUGAGAGAGGACCGACUCUACCACUGAGCCACAGCCGCCCUGAUAAGCCUGUGUUUACUUUCAGAACCAAAAACUUGUGCUGGAGAGGGUUUUCUUGAGGUAUCUGAUAGAGGUUUAAACUGGCAUUACAGGGUUCAAACAAAACACUGUGGUUAUAGUGCUGCAAAGAGAAGACAAAUUAAGAGGAUGUUAUUUUCAGUUUUAAAAAUCGGACUUAAUCAGACAGCUACACAGCACCGUGCACUUAAUCAAUACCACGUUUAAAUGUAGAAUAUUGUUAAAUGUGAUGAAAAAGCUGGGAGGAAUGUUGACAUCUGUUCAUUAGUGCAGGAAAGUCUGCUGUGAUAUUUUUGUAAGCUGUAUUUAAAGAAAAAAGACUUGCUUUUUGUUUGUCAGCUCUUCAGACUUGUGGCCUGUUCAGUGUCUUUGUAAAAACAUGAUCAGCAGUGAACACAAACCUCUGACCUCUUUGUAUAUAUGCCUCUUAAUUUGUGCAUUCACGUUCUUUGCAUGUCAUGCGUCUGUGUUUUUAUGUGUGUGUGCAUGUUUGUUUUGUUUCUGUUUCAAACCUUAAUCUGUACAUACUUUCAAAGCAGCAUAUUGUUACUGUUGUGAUUGUGUGACAUGAUUUUCUAUAUGUCCUGUUUUCCGUUGUUUCAAUGUUAUCUCUAAUCAAACUGGCAGCUCAAUACCGCAGCUGUUACAGCUGGGAACGCCUUUAACCCUGGAAAACACUUUCAUCGUCUGCUCUUAAGCUCUUAUGAAAGGCCUAGUCUCUACUCUCAGGACAAUUUAUAGAUCAUCACACCACUGCAACACAACUUUCUGAUUGGCUUGCUACAAGCUCUUAAAAGUCAUGUAACAGGUCACUGUGUGUGUGCUCUCUGCCAUGGUUGAACACUUAAUGACAACAGACCAUGCAAAGAAAUUGGACCAUCUCUGAAAAUUCAACGCAGCUUCUCCUUCUUUGUUGGAUGUACAGAAAGUGGGUGUAUAGUACCAGCAAAAAUGUGCUUUAAUAUGAGUUGUAUUGUGCGUAUGUAUUGUUUUACUAUCACUUUGAGAUGAGUCUUUCAAUGUUGGUACAAUCAAAAAAAGGUGAUGAGAGCUGAAAUAACCCCUGCAUCCGUGGUGGAGGUUUACCUUAGCAGCACGUACCUGAGCAUCGUUAGUAACAUUGAUUGAUGGUUGUUCUUUCUCUGCCUCUUUCACACGUGUAAAGAAAGAGAGAAAAGGCUUGAGUGGCAAGCAGCAAGAAAAAGCCAAUCAGGUAAAUAUAAAUAGCUGGGCUGAUGUCAGAAAAACUAGUGAAGCUGGAAGGAGGAGGGAAAAUAAAGGCUGCUGAAAAUGUCUGCUUCACAGAGACUGUGCUGUAUAUUUAACCAGCUUGUUGCACGUGUUCAUGUCUUUGUUGGAUUUCUUUGGAAUAAAAUAGUGUGUUAAAAAUCAAA